CGGCGAGUGUUGACUGUUGAUCCUGGGACAAAAAUGGCGUCGUCCAAGGUGAAGCAGGACAUGCCUCCUCCGGGAGGUUAUGGUCCUAUUCAAUAUAAAAGAAAUCUGCCCGUCCGGGGCUUCUCCGGUUACACCAUGUUCGGCAUCGGGAUCGGGAUCAUGAUAUUCGGGUACUGGAGAAUCGCCACCUGGAACAGGGAGAGGAGGAGGCUGCUCAUUGAGGAUCUGGAGACGCGUAUCGCCCUCUUACCCCUCCUGCAGGCAGAGUCCGACCGCAGGUCCUUGCGUGUGAUGCGUGAGAAUCUAGAGGAGGAGGCGGUGAUCAUGAAGGACGUCCCGGGUUGGAAGGUGGGUGAGAGCGUGUUCCACACAGAGCGCUGGGUGAGUCCCACCAAUGAGGAGCUUUUCAACCUUCGUCCUCGCGAGGAGCUCAUCCGCAGCGCGUUCGGCUUCCUCAAGUACAUGUAAACACACACACACACACGUGCGCUCACACACACUCGUGACCUGGACCACCAUCGUUCCGCUGCCUGAACCCUCGACCGUCGGCCGUCUGUGAAGCUCCAACCAGCCGCCAGCCAAGAGGGGACACAGGCUAUAAUGUCUAUAUACUGAUGUAAAUGUUUAAACUAUUAAAACAAUAAAUGUUUUCCUUUUUUUCUUGUU
Messenger RNA from Engraulis encrasicolus (European anchovy), 666 nucleotides. It is a transcript of the gene ndufa13, whose product is annotated as NADH:ubiquinone oxidoreductase subunit A13. NCBI's taxonomy places the organism in Eukaryota, Metazoa, Chordata, Actinopteri, Clupeiformes, Engraulidae. The coding region runs from base 34 to 468 and encodes 144 amino acids. The transcript has 5 exons. The record is from RefSeq and is a predicted model, not a curated record.